Babesia bigemina is the source of this 1104-nucleotide messenger RNA. RefSeq lists its product as hypothetical. Lineage: Eukaryota; Apicomplexa; Aconoidasida; Piroplasmida; Babesiidae. The record is from RefSeq and is a predicted model, not a curated record. The transcript has a single exon. The coding region runs from base 1 to 1104 and encodes 367 amino acids.
AUGGGAUUUUUGAGUGGUGUGCUUGAAGCGGUGAAAGAUGAUGAAGCGGUUAAAACGUAUGUAAUAAACGUCGAUGAAUUUGUAGAAAAAAUAAAAAAAUACGUAGGAAACGGACAUAAAGGCUUAGUUGAGGUCAUGAAGCUUGUCUCGUCCUUGCUGUCCGGGUGGGAACACUUUUUUGACGAACGAACUAAGGAGGUUAAAAUGCCAUUAGAAAAUCUUGAACAACGCAUCGCUGAGCAUCAAAAUGAUAUUCAGAAAGAAAAAAGUAAUUCGCUUGACAAGCAGUUCAAGGACUGGGCGAGGCGGUCCAAGGAGUACCUUGAUAAGGUGGAGGAGGCGGAAGAGGCUAUGCCAAAUCUGGACUGUGAUCUACGAAAACGGUUAGAAACACCAAUGAAAUUGAUACAACAGGCUGUGAAAUGUUUCCGAACAAGUUGUGAGAAUAAAGAUUUGGAUGCACUUAAUAAGGCGGCUAGAACAGAGCUAUCGAUGCUUAAGCAGGGUGUGAACGAGAAUGUUAAGAAAAUAAUAACGAGUAUGGAGAGUAAUUUAAAGAAUAGGUUCGAAAGCGAGAUUCAGACGCCGAUUUCUAAAAUUAAAUUGGAACUUCAUGGCAUAAACAAUAUUCUCAUUAGAUGGAUUGCGACAGCAGAGCACCUAGUGACGGACGCUCUGGUGACAGUAGAGAAAGUUUUAGGAAAAUUCGAUACAAAGAACAUAUCAGGUACAAAAUAUCAGACGGUCGAAUAUGCGGCAGUAAGAUUGAAACAAAGUGCCGACACGCUUUGGAAGUCUGUACAGCAAGCGAAGAAGGGGCUACGCGGCUUGAAUGGAAUCAUUAGUGAAGCGGUUAUAGCCUUGGAAAAACUGUACACUAAAAAAAUUCAAGACGUGGUUAGUAAUGUGGUAAAUGAUGUAGACGAAGCUUUGAGCGGUAUUUCCAAAGUGGACGAAGCUGUCAGGAAAGGUGUGGUGAAUCUCAGAGAUGCGAUUGUUAAGCAGGGUAUACAUAAAUUCGUAAACAAGUUUAGUGUAGGAACGUUCGGCGGAAUAGCAGACGCUGCCACAACUAAUUGGAGUCCUGUUGUUGUUCUUCCCUAA